UCUGGCAAUACUGGUUGGUGUUUCUAACCUUCAAAAUGUGUUGAGUAUGCAUGAUGGGUCUUAUAUAACCUCAGCAUGAAUUAUAGGAUCUAAAAUAAAAAAUUUUACGAAUGUGCAGCAGACUGCAAGUAGCGGCCGCAAGUUUCGAAUUAAUCCCUAAUAACAGGAAAAAUAAUAUUUUAAAAAGGAGAGAAUUGUAUUUGUAGAAUGACAUUUAUGUCGAUACUGAUAAAUUACAUACUUUACAUCUGAUCUUUAAUAUGUAUGUAGCGUUCAUACAAUCCUCAUUUAAAUUUAAUAUGUUGCACUCCACAAAGUCACAAUUAGCGCGACUUUACUCGACGAAACAACAUACUAGGUCGAAGAAUCAUUAUGACACAUUAAAUAUCACGCCAUAUGCCACUCAAAGUGAAGUAAAAUCCGCAUAUUACAAGCUAACUCUGCAAUAUCAUCCCGACAAAAAUAAAAGCAAAUAUGCCAAACAAAAGUUUCAAGAUGUCUCAGAGGCUUAUGAAGUGCUCAGCAAUCAUGAUCAGCGUAAAAUUUAUGAUCGAGAGAUAAUGAUACGUCAACAACCAGUAUCGACUACCACUCAGGAACCCAUUUCCGAUGACAAGCACAAAGUUUAUUCAGGAUCGUCAAGAAUUUAUAAUUUUGAUGCGUGGACGCAUGCACAUUAUGGAAAGCAAAUGUACGCAGCACGCAUCAGGAGACAGGCAUAUGAGAACAUGAAAGCAAUGGAAGAAUUAGAUACUCGUUCAAAGAAGUCUCUUCCAUAUAUAGAAUUUGCCUUGUUUUUAGUAACUCUAGUAUUCGUUGCUAUGAGUUUUCGAGAAAAAUUCGAUGUUCCAGUAUCUCAGAGACAUAAGACAGAAAGUAAAGAUAAAUGA
Trachymyrmex septentrionalis is the source of this 890-nucleotide messenger RNA. Its product is annotated as dnaJ homolog subfamily C member 30-like. The coding region runs from base 261 to 890 and encodes 209 amino acids. The record is from RefSeq and is a predicted model, not a curated record. The transcript is spliced from 2 exons. Lineage: Eukaryota; Metazoa; Arthropoda; Insecta; Hymenoptera; Formicidae.